Molecule: messenger RNA, 6470 nt
Organism: Astyanax mexicanus (Mexican tetra)
Lineage: Eukaryota; Metazoa; Chordata; Actinopteri; Characiformes; Acestrorhamphidae
Product: E3 ubiquitin-protein ligase RNF5
Exons: 6
Coding region: 84-662 (192 amino acids)
Biological process (GO): ubiquitin-dependent protein catabolic process
Cellular component (GO): endoplasmic reticulum
Molecular function (GO): metal ion binding; ubiquitin-like protein conjugating enzyme binding; ubiquitin protein ligase activity
Source: RefSeq, a predicted model, not a curated record
UGUUCAGGAGCAGCAGGCUGUCUGUCUGUCUGUGUGUGUCUGUGUGUUAGAGAAAGAGACAGGCAGAAGGAGGAGGAGGAGAGAUGGCGGCGGCGGCGGAGCCCCGGAGCGGGGGAGAGGGACACCACCCCGGGGACGGAGACCGGGAGCGGGACGGGGACGGAGACCGGGCGGCCUUCGAGUGUAACAUCUGCCUGGACACGGCGAGGGACGCGGUGAUCAGCCUGUGCGGACAUCUCUUCUGCUGGCCGUGUCUCCAUCAGUGGUUGGAGACGAGGCCGAGCAGGCAGCAGUGUCCGGUGUGUAAGGCUGGAAUCAGCAGAGAUAAGGUUAUUCCUCUGUAUGGGCGCGGCAGCACCAGCCAGGAGGACCCCAGAUUGAAAACUCCACCUCGACCUCAAGGGCAGAGAACAGAGCCUGAAAGUAGAGGGCCGUUUCACGGGUUCGGGGACACAGGCUUCCACAUGUCGUUUGGAAUCGGUGCUUUUCCCUUCGGUUUCUUCACCACAGUCUUCAACACCAACGACCCUUUUCACAGAGCAGAUCCUCACUAUGCAGGAGAUCACCAAGGCAACGGUAACCCCAACAACGGCAACAACUGGCAGGACUCGCUCUUCCUCUUCCUCGCCAUCUUCUUCUUCUUCUGGAUGCUCAGUGUGUGAGAGAGAGAGAGAGAGAAAGAGAGAGAGAGUGUUAAUGCGCGAGAGAGAGAUAUUUAGAGGGAGAAAGAGAGAAAAGAACACAGAGAUGGACAGAGAUGGUUGUAGAAAUACAUAUACACACACACACAAACACACAAACACACACACAUGUAUAGAGAGACACACACACACACACACACACGGUACUGUUAAUAGAUGAAUAAAUGAACUUUAUGUAACCCCGCCCCCUAUCCAGGAUGUUUCAUCUGGAUAAAAGUGUUUUUUUUUUUUUUUUUUUUUUUUUUUUGUCUUUUUUUUUAUUUUGUGGGGAAAAUAAAUUAUUCCUCUGCUCUGUUGCUUUUUCACCUCUCUACUGACAGAUCAGGCUGAACACACACUCUCUCACACACGCACACACUCGUACACUCCUACACUGAGAAUCAGGCUGUCCCUUAUGUGUAUAUAUAGAGAGGUGUAAUUUAAUAAAAUAGAAAAGAGAGAGAGAGAAUAAUAGAGAGGAAGAGACACACAGUGUUAAAUGGCUGCUUCACUAAACUGCAAAACAAAUAUCUUAUUGGAAAUUGCCAGCAUCUCAUAUAUGUUGAUAAUAUAUCUAAUAUAUGUAUCUCAUUAUGACAUAUUAACAAUAUUAUUGUUAUUAUGGUAAAUAUUUUAAGAUUAAGGCCCUUUCACACACAUAAUCUGAUUUUUUCAGACAAACAACAAAACACCUGAGAGUUAAAAACAAUGCUUUAUGUUCUUCUUACAUUGUAUUCUGAAUUCUGGAUUAUUGAAUUUUGUAAGUUCUGUAAGUUUGUAAAUUCCGACUCCUGAUUCUUUUAUUAGUGUUUUUCAAUGAGGAUUAAUCUACAGUUACAGUAGAUACAGAAUCACAUGACAACCAAGGGGAGCCGGAUUUCAGCUAAUCUCUUCUUUAACUUCUGUUUGUUUCUUCCAUUGAUAAACCAGAUCAUGGUUCAGUAGAUCCACCUGUUAUUUUUUAAGGCGUUUUUACACCUAUUGCACUAUUUGGUCUGGUUAAAUCGAACUCUGGUUGGUUUGUACUCUUGGUGUGGUUUGUUUGAGCAGGUGUGAAAACACUGAUUUCACUCUAGACCUGUGAGAAGAGAUGGUCUUGGUUUGGUUACAAACUAAACAGACUAUAAAAUAUACUCCAUGUGUUUAACUAAACGGCUUUUCAGGUGCAGUUUAACCUGAUUUAUUACGCAGAUAAUAAUUACUGCAGCUAUGAACUAAACCUAAUCUCUGCUUCAUGCUAAGCUGUUUCACACUGAACGCUGUAUGUGUUACUAGACGAAAAUCCCAGUGAAAACACUGUGUUUUAAUGCGUGUUCAGUGUUAAAGCAGCUUCACACUGCACAGAUAUACGUUCAGUUGUUUAAUACAGAACCUUCUUACUCUAUUUAAUUUCUUGCUCCUGCGCCAGACAGCUCUAAACAAUCAGAGGAGACUAAUUAUGUAGAAGUAUGUGAGUAUCUCACAUUUGAGUGAGUUUAGGUUUUUGCCUGUGUGAAAACAAACCAAACCAAAGAGAAAUCCUCCAAAUAAAUGAACUUAACUAAUUUCGACCAGAAAAAAUAACACUACAGGUGUGAAAACGGCCUCAGUUAAGCUAAAUUUUAGUAAUUUGUUCGGUGAAAGCAGCCUUAAGAUUUGUUUUCUCUCCAUCAUUGAUUUUUGCUGUUCAAACAAAAUUAGUAAUUUUGUGACGGCCCCUUAUUCACUUUUUUCACCCUGUCAAAAAAUCUAAGCCUUGAAAGGUUUGAAAACACACUUAAACACACACUUCUGCGUAUUUGCAGGAGUUUUCGUCAAGAUCAUAAGAAGUCAGCUCUUACUACACUGCAGAUAAAUCGGAUCAUAGCUGAUCCAGACUGAUACCAGAUCAUCUCGUUAGACCAAAUUCUGUUUUUUUUGGUCCAGACUGAAGCUUUAAGACCCUAAAAUUUGGUCUGAAUCAAACAAAAUGUGUGUAAAAGCAUGUUUUUGAGGUGAAUAGAUUUUGAGGUUCUAUCUUCAUCGUUGUUUUUUGCUUUUUGAACAAAAUGAGGAAUUUAGUGACGGCCCCUUAUUCACGUUUUUUUUUUACCCUGUCAAAUAAAAUCAAAGCCUUGAUAAGCUUUGCAUACACACACGCACACACACACUCCCGAGUCGUUGCAGGAGCUUUCCUCAAGGUCAUAAAAAAGUCAUUUAAACAGGUUUCACGAUCCGCAACAGAUUUUCAUACCAAAGAAAAACCCAAUUUUUUUUACAUUAACUUUUACAUUAGUGCAGAAACACACUGAGAGAAAGUGUUAAAUGUAGGAAAAUCAGUGAAUAAAUAAAGCAGCAGUUGAAUAUGUUGUAUGUGAAGUAUUAUACAGAUGGAGGGGGGGUUGGGGGUGGGUAAUGCCCCCCUAUUCUCUCUCUCAGCAGCAGUAGUUCCCGGCCUGUGGGUCUAUCAGUGUUCAUGUUAUUUUGUCCCCGAGCUGCUAGUCACAAAUCUCUGAGAGCUCUUUAGGAAAUUAUUAAUUGAUGCUAAUGACCAUCAAAAAUAUACACUACCAUUCACAAAAAGUGUUUUUUUAUUAUAUUAAAAUGUUCUACAUUGUAGAUUUAUACCAAACUCGUCCAAAUUAUGAAGAAAAAACAUAUGGAGUUAUUUAGUAUACAAAAAAGUGUUAAACAAACCAGAAUAUGAUUUAUAUUUUAGUUUCUAUAAAGUAGCUCCUCUUGUUUAGAUGAUCAGUUUUGAACAUCUCUGCUGGAUUUUCUCAGUCAGUUUUAUGAGGUAGAGUCUCCUGGAAUUCAGGCUUUCAGUUAACAGCUGUGCUGAACUCAUCAAGAGUUAAUUACUUGAAUUUCUUGUCUCUUAAUAAAGUGUUUGAGAGCAUCAGUUAAUGUAAAGUAGUGAAGAGGUAGAGUUACAGGAAUACAGCGAAGAAUAGUGAAGAAAAAUAGUAUCCUCAAGUGCAGUCACCGCAAAGACCAUCAAAAAGGUUAUAAUGGUGGAACUGGCACUCAUCAGGAUUGCCCCAGGAAAGGAAGAGCGAGACUUUCCUCUGUUGUAUAGGAUGAGUUCAUCAGAGUUUCCAGCCUCAGAAACUGCAAGUUAACAAACAGCUCCCCAGAUAAGAGUAUCUAAAAGCUUCUUCACAGAGUAUUUAGGUUUGUUUAACACUGUUUUUAAGUUACUACAUGAUUCCUUAUGUGUUUCUUCAUAGUCUGAUAGGUUACUUCGCUUGUUCUUGAAUCACAUGACCAACAUUAACAAAUGUUGGGUCACAUGACCAAAAUUGUUAUUUCCAUUUCCAUUCACACAACUGGAAACAGUCCAGAUUCAGUUCAGUUUCACAUCAAACCACAUCUUAUAUAUUUAAUGAUUUUAAUGAUGAAAAAAUGUAGAAGAAUAAGAACAAUUUCCCUCUAAAAAGUAUACAAGCAAAGGCUGUUAACACGUCUUAAGCCCUAUCUGGGCGGGGUAAUUUUCUCUUUUAUGGGUUUUUUUAUCCUCUGUGAUUUUAUUCCUGUCCGGAACGAUCGUGUACGUGUUUUUCUCUGAACUCCGUGCUCCUCUGGUAAUUUUAGUCCCGUCCAGACUCACAUCUCUGAGUUUCGUCUCCUCGCCUUUAAUAAAAUAGCUAUUUGUCCACUGCCGCGCACCGUAAUUACACUUUGGGCGCGCCACAGUUUCCACGGAGAUCCACGUUAAAAACACAACAGCGAGUGGAAAUGGAGGAGCUACUGAACACCACUGAUGUCAUGUGACUGAGAAAAAAGCCAAAAAACUCACUGCUCCUCCUGUUUUUUUCAAUAACAGUCCAGAUGCAGGAGUUUUAUUACCUGAGUAGAAGUGAGAAAUAUAUAGAAACUAAUCCUGUCCGGAUAGGACUUUAUUUUUAUUUCUUAAUUUUUGUUAGAAUCUAUUCUAAACUAAGGUUAAAAUUUGAUUUAAAGCCGGUAUUUACUAAUGUGGUUACUAAUGCUGUUAGAGCAGCACAGUAAACCACAUUAACUCUGUUAUAUUUUAUUCUAUUAUAUUAAACACCCACAGAAAUGAAUAUAAUUUACAAUGAUAAUAUCUAUAAUUGCCAAUACAUAUAAAUAAUUUAAAUAAAGUACCUUUCACAGUAUAACCACGACCACACCAGCUACACCGUAUCAUCUGAUACCGAGUAUUCUCCCGACCCUUACCCGUCAGUGUGUGUGAGUGUGUGUGUGAGAGUGUGUGUGUAUAUAUUUUAUGUGUAUAUAUGAAUAUUGUAAAUGAUGUUUUUAAGUGUAUCUUCAUUGUUUGUUCUUCGGGGGGAGGGGUUUGGGGUGGUUGAUUGACAGAUGAGCAGUUAUAGUGUUGAACUGUAAAACUGUAAAAUCUAACUUUUUCUUGCUCGGGACUUCCUGAUUGGCUGGAAGCGUCGCCGUGACGACAGCGAACGACGGAACAGCCCGACUCCUCUCAAUCAGCGAUUCUAAACUUACCUACUCAAAAUUACACACAAUUCUGUUUAAUUUGGUCCAGGAUCUGAAUUUAAUUCGUUUAUUACUUUAUGGUUUAUUAUGGAGUUUAUUAUGAGGCAAAAGUACAAAAAAUCUGAAAUCUAUAAAGAAAUUUAUUGAACACAUAUUUUAAAAGAUACUUUAUUACUUUUUUUCUCUUUGCAGUUAUUUGACAUCUAUUUUCAUUUGCAUUUAAUUUGCUUUAAUUUUGGUUAAUUUUGCUGCUGAAGUCUUUAACACAGUUUUUCACAACAGAAGCAAAAGACUAAAGCAGAAAAACUAAAAUCUGCAAAAAAUCACAAAAAUAAAAGCAAAAACUGCUAAAAUACAAACAAAAGUAAUUGUAUCCUAAAUUCUAUCUUAAAGUAUUUUUUUAAAAAAUAUAUAAUUUCUUAAUAUAGUUUUAUUCUAUUUUGAAUUCAUGGAAUAUACUUUUUCCUUUAGAUUCUCAAAAAAAGUUUAAAACUAAGGAUUUACAAACAAAAAAUAACAUCUGAAAACACUUUUUUAAGAAUCAAAAGAAAAAAUAUAAAUGUUGCAAAUUUGAAAGAGUAAAAAAUAAGAGUAAUAAAUGUCCUUUACAGUUAUUUCACAAUUAUUUUUAGUUUGUGUUUUUAACAGUCUACUUUCAUUUUUGAUUUUGGAUUUUUGAGGAUUUUACUGCUUAAGUUUUUUUUUCUGAUUUUUGGCACAAUUUCUUUUUUUUUCCCACAGAAUCACCUUAGGAGCAAAAUCUACAAAACAAAAAAUUAAAGCAAAGACUGGUAAAAUAACUGCAAAGAGAGAUAAAGUGACCAAGUAUCUUUAAAAAUAUAUGUGUAUUUCUUAUAUAUGUUUUUUUUUAUUUUGAUUUCAUAACAAAGGUGUUAAGAAUAUAAAGUAAAAAGUAUGUUUUUAGAUUAAAUUUUUUCGUAUGAAACUUUUGCCACAAAUUUAACUCCGUAGUUUAUUGUUGGUGAAUCUGAAUUCUGUAAUCUGGAUUAAUUUCAGAUCCACUGGAACUGAACUGAACUGGACUGAGCCCUUUUCUGUUUCAUGAUUAUUAAUAUUAUUAUAUUAAAUAUUAAAUAGAGUAAAUUGGUGGAGUUUGGUGAAGCGGUUCUGGUUGUGAGGAGUCGUCGGGGUACUAGAACUCUUUUUGCAUAUCACUGUUUAAUCCACGCCUUUGUAUUACUCGUCUUUUUGACAUUAAAUCCAGUAAAGGAGGAGAUUAGUACUGGGUUCUGUGGGAGAUGAUGGUCAGAUUGAUGAAUCGUUGCACUGAAGGUCGGAGGAAAACUAAUCGACUGUGAUCCGUUUGCUGGCAGUUAAUAAAUGUUUCAUACUGCA